This is a messenger RNA of Apis mellifera (honey bee), 1098 nucleotides long. RefSeq names its product molybdopterin synthase catalytic subunit (gene Mocs2B). The coding region runs from base 1 to 1098 and encodes 365 amino acids. Gene Ontology annotation, cellular component: cytosol. The transcript has 7 exons. Gene Ontology annotation, molecular function: molybdopterin synthase activity. Lineage: Eukaryota; Metazoa; Arthropoda; Insecta; Hymenoptera; Apidae. The record is from RefSeq and is a predicted model, not a curated record. Gene Ontology annotation, biological process: Mo-molybdopterin cofactor biosynthetic process.
AUGGGUACUACAAAAGAUAUCGUGAAAUUGCAACAAGAAGAGUUAAAUAUUGGAUAUAUAAUUGAUUUAGUAACUGCAUCUAAUUGUGGAGCUGUUUUAAAAUUAGAAUACGAAGCAUAUGAACCAAUGGCAUUAAAAGAAAUGAAUAAUAUAUGUUCAAAAAUUCGUUCUCAAUGGAAUGUUCAUCAUAUUGCUAUAUAUCACCGUUUAGGAGAAGUACCAGUAUCUAAAGCAAGUGUAGUAAUUGCAAUUUCAUCUCCUCAUAGAGAAGAAUCAUUAAAAGCUGUUGAAUAUGCUAUUAAUGCAUUAAAGUCAUCUGUUCCAAUUUGGAAAAAAGAAAUAUACGAUACACAAGAAAUGCAAUGGAAAGAAAACAAAGAAUGUGCCUGGUCAAAUAUUCAUAAUGCAAUUGAUUUUGAAGAAUCAGAAAAUAUUGCAAUAACAAAUGAAGUAAUAGAGACAACAGUAGAAUAUGAUAGUGAAGAAGAAGAAGAAAAAGAAGAAUCUAAAAUAAUAAUUGAUCCAAAUCUUGUUCAAAUUCGCGCUUCGUCGAAUGAAUUAAAUCAUAGAAUAUCAGCUUUUAUUGAACGAAAACGUCAACAAGUAAAUAUUGUGAAUGUACAAGAAUUUUGUUGUCACAGAGAUCAAAAUGAUGAGAAUGAAGAUUCUUGUGCAAGAGUUGAUGCCAUUCUUAUUAGAAGAAAAGAUUCAAAAAGUCAUGUAAAAGUGCAUAGAGUACUUAAUACAUGGGGACCGCAAACGGUAGAUCAACAUGUUUUACAUAAAGUUACAAUGUCGGGAGCAAAUCAAACAAAUAAUUAUUCAUCGGUAUUAGAUGAAAGAAUUUCAACUACUGAAAAAAUUCUUGGAAUAAAUCGACCUGUUCCCAAAGAUGUUUAUGAAAGGCUUAAAAAUAUUGAAGAUAGAAUAUUAUAUUUAGAAGGCAUAUCUCCUGAAUAUAAGAAUCUUUGGAAAGCAGAAGAUAUGAAUAAUCUUAAAGGAACAUUUAAACCAAUUAGAAAAAGGACAUAUUCCAUGGCAGAACUUGAUUCAAAAUUGCAUGAAUUAGAAGAUAAAUAUGCCAAAAGAGCAAAAUAA